AUGCAAGAUCAACUAGAUUCUAUAUUAAAAUCUUUAAAUGAGGUAAAGUCUACACAAAAUAAAAUGAUCACUUCAAUAAAUGAACAAAAUAAAACUUUAAAAAGUUUUAAUAAACGAUUUGAUGACCUGUCUACUGAAAUAAAUAAACUAGCUACUGAAAAUUCAUUUUUAAAAACUAAAAUUUCUGAACUUGAGAACAAAUUAAUACAAAUCGAAAAAACUACUUUAACUACUCAAUUGGAUGAAUUAAAUAUAUUAAAUGAAUUAGCUGAUAGACAAUCAAGAGCUCAAAAUAUAAUCUUGUAUAACUUACCAGAAAAUUUAAAUAACACACAAAUUCCUAUAUCCGAUGGUGACAAUUUGAAACUUAUAUUCAAAGAAAUGAAGGUAGACUAUAAUCCUAUAAAUUUUAACCGUUUAGGAAAACCUUCAGAUCGAACACGCCCGUUAAAAAUAACUCUUGCGGAUAAAAAAUCUAUCUUUGAAACAUUACGUGCACAAUCCACUCUACGUCAUUCUCCGGAUUUUAAAGACAUACGUUUUUCAUCAGAUCGAACAAUCAAACAAAGAGAACAAAUGGCACUACUUCGGAAAGAACUCGAAUCACGUCGCGAAAAAGGAGAAACCAAUAUUAUAAUUAAAUACAUAAAAGGAAAUCCACAAAUUAUUAACUCAAAAAACAUGUAA
Molecule: messenger RNA, 687 nt
Organism: Macrosiphum euphorbiae (potato aphid)
Lineage: Eukaryota; Metazoa; Arthropoda; Insecta; Hemiptera; Aphididae
Source: the annotation of a GenBank genome assembly